Urocitellus parryii (Arctic ground squirrel) is the source of this 468-nucleotide messenger RNA. Lineage: Eukaryota; Metazoa; Chordata; Mammalia; Rodentia; Sciuridae. The record is from RefSeq and is a predicted model, not a curated record.
AUGGCGCCGAAAGCUAAGAAGGAAGCUCCUGCCCCUCCGAAAGCUGAAGCCAAAGCAAAACCUUUGAAAGCCAAGAAAGCAGUGUUGAAGAGUGUCCACAGUCAUAAAAAGAAGAUCCGCACGUCACCUACCUUCCGGCGACCCAAGACAUUGCGGCUCCGGAGGCAGCCCAAGUAUCCUCGGAAGAGCACCCCCAGGAGAAACAAGCUUGACCACUAUGCCAUCAUCAAAUUCCCUCUGACCACCAAGUCAGCCAUGAAGAAGACUGAAGACAACAACACACUUGUGUUUAUUGUGGAUGUCAAGGCAAACAAACACCAGAUCAAACAAGCUAUUAAGAAGCUCUAUGACAUUGAUGUGGCCAAGGUUAACACCCUGAUCAGGCCUAAUGGAGAGAAAAAGGCAUAUGUUCGACUGGCUCCUGAUUAUGAUGCAUUGGACGUCGCCAACAAAAUUGGGAUCAUCUAA